AUCGAACUUGCCUGCGAAUCUUCAGGAAUUCCAACUCCCAAAAUUAAAUGGAAGUUUAACGGAGUAGAUAUCAUCAAUCAAUUUGCCGUUGAGCCAAACGGUGAACUCGUUAUAGAAAAUUCUACAAAAAAUGACACUGGUGUUUACAGAUGUGAGGCUGAAAAUGAGGCGGGCUCUGAUUUCAAGAAUGUUCACUCUAAUUUCAUUGUAGAAUCUCCAAGAAUCAGCACGCAGACGAACUUGGAACCGGAGGUAUUGAACGGGCACACAACUAUCUUGUUGUGCCAGGUGGAAGGCCACCCUCCUCCGAAAGUUCAGUGGCUGAAGAAUGGCUACCCAGUUGACGUGAAAAAUGAAAAUUACAUCUUCCAAGACCGCAACCAACACUUUGAAAUUCUGCAGACGACUGUUGAGGACAGCGGUGAUUAUUCGUGCAUAGCCAAGAAUGAGGCAGGGAUCGAUGAUUUGCACUUCAUUCUGAAUGUUUUAGACCCGCCAAAAUUCAAGAUUCCGCCUACCAGCAUUACAGCCGACCAAUCAGCAACGGUGACCUUCGAUUGUGUGGCUGAAGGUGAGCCAGAGCCAGAAGUUCAUUGGCUGUCGGAGGACCUUAUGAAAUUUGGCGACCGAUUCUCAAUUCUUUCAAAUAAUUCUCUCAGAAUUGUAGCGGUGCAAGUGGAAGAUGAGGACGUAUAUGAGUGCCGCAUAGCAAAUAAGUUAGGUACUAACGUUGCAUAUGCCGUCCUCACUGUACAGGUUCAUGGCCAAUUCUCACAAUGGACCGACUGGUCAGAUUGUAGUGCUUCAUGUGGUGAUGGUCUUCAAACCAGAUCAAGAACAUGCACUAAUCCAGCUCCAAGGAACGGUGGACGAGCGUGCGCGGGUUCGACUGCAGAGGAGCGAACUUGCAUGCCUCGUCCCUGCCCAGUUGAUGGCAUGUGGAGUGAUUGGAGUGCAUGGACAGAGUGCAGCCAAUCCUGCGGCGACGGAUUGAAAACUCGGGUUAGGGAUUGCAGUAACCCGCACCCGAAAUACGAGGGCAGACAUUGCAACGGAGAGGGUAUGGAGAGAGUCCUUUGUAAUGCCAAGCCAUGUCCUGUUCACGGAGGGUGGGGCCAAUGGACUGAAUGGGACAAAUGCAGCGAGCCCUGUGGGGAGGGUCAACAACAGAGACACAGGGAGUGUGACAGUCCCGUGCCCAAAUACAGCGGAGAUUACUGUUCUGGAAUGAUUCACGAUAAGAGGGCUUGUAAAAUUGCCGAUUGUGAAGUUAACGGAAAUUGGGGCUCAUGGACGGAGUGGUCGAGUUGUACUCUGUCGUGUGGAGGGGGCAUGAGGAAGAGGGAGAGAAGGUGCGAUAACCCCCCACCAUCGAAUGAUGGAAAGUUCUGCCCAGGCUCUGAUCAACAAAUUGAUUACUGCAACAAAGAGGAAUGUCCUGUACAUGGCAAAUGGGCAGAAUGGUCAGCUUGGGGUGAUUGCACUUUGACCUGUGGGGGAGGACAGAGAAGAAGAUUUCGGACUUGCACCAACCCUGUACCCAAACACAACGGCAGGGCCUGCAUCGGUGUGGCCCAGGAAACUGACGUCUGCAACCAUCAGAGAUGUGCAGUUGAUGGUGAGUGGAGUACCUGGAGCAUGUGGACAGCCUGCAGUCGGACAUGCGAUGGAGGUACUCAGGAACGUCGAAGGGUGUGCAGGCAGCCCGAGUAUGGCGGGCUGGCCUGCGUUGGCGAUCCCAAUCAGCUCAAAAAAUGCAACACGCAUCCGUGCGAAGCCAAAUCUCUGCAAAGCGCACGGGCCAGUGUCAGAGGUAUGCUAAACAGUCAGGCAAUUGAUGCCAAGUUAGUGGCUGAAGUCGACAGGGAACCUACCCACGGUGUAGUUACUGUUGGAAAGAUUACCGACCUGCCUACUACUCUUGUGCAAAAUUUCAAACCUCUCCUGUCCAUUCUUGCUCCCAUCUACUGGUCGACCGCCCUGCAAGUUGGAAAAGUAGCCAACGGCUUCUCUCUAACCCGCGGAGAAUUUCAGCAAAUUUCAAAUGUCGAAUUUAUGAACGGAGAACUCACAAUAGAACAGAUCGCGCACGGGAUAGAUAAUGAAGGAAUGCUGACCUAUGACGUAACACUAACCGGAAGUAUGCUCAAUAUGUCGGAAGCGGAUGGCAACAUCAGUUUUGUCCCUUUCACUGAAGAUUACGUGCAAACUGGCAGAAACACCCUCUACGCCCAGUCGUACCGCUCCUACCAGCUAGGGGACAGCCGCAUGCCCUACAAAUGGAACCACACCAUCACCUACAACCUCACCCUCAACAAGAUGCCCUUUCUGGUGCAACAGCUGACUAUCGAGUCAGCCGAAGUCACUUACGAUCCAGCCAAUAAUACACUCCAGUUUAUCGUCGUUUCGCAUGUUUCCAAAGGCGAGCCAAGCAACCAAUGUCCAAGAGGAUUCAUAUUAGAUCCAGAAGAAGCAUUUUGCGCUGACGAUAAUGAGUGUACGACGCUGCAGAUGUGCAGUCAUUUCUGUACAAACACAAUCGGCAGUUACGUCUGUACGUGUCCCAGUGGUUUUAAACUGGACAUCGAUGGACGAAAUUGUAACGACAUAGACGAAUGUGAAGCUGGUGAUGACGUAUGUGAUGGUGCUACUGAUUCUGAGUGCAUCAACACAGUUGGUUCCUUCAAGUGCCUGCCAAAAUGUUUGGAAGGUCAUCGAAGGUCACUUGCAAGUUUCGAAUGUCAAGACAUAAACGAAUGUCUGGAAAUCCCGAACCUCUGCAGUCAGCUCUGCACCAACCUUCCGGGCUCGUUCGUGUGCUCCUGCAAAACUGGCUACAAGCUUUCAUCUAAAUCGAAGUGCGAAGAUAUAGAUGAGUGCACGGAGAACCUGGAUAACUGUGUACCUGGGCAGGUGUGUCGAAACAGACCUGGUGGUUUUACCUGUGUUAAUACUUGCCCAACCGGCUUCAAUCUACACGCUAAUGGGUCUUGUAUCGACGUGGAUGAGUGCAUGUCGGCCACUGGAUUCUGCACGCCUCCCCAGAAAUGUCUCAACACCAUCGGAAGCUACGUCUGCAUCUGCCCGAAAGGAUUCAAGAAAUCCAACAACAAACUAACAUGUAUAGACUUAAACGAAUGUAGCAUACCCAACAUAUGCCAACAUGACUGCCAGAAUGUCCCUGGCUCGUACAGGUGUCUCUGUCCACCUGGAUAUCGCCUGACACCUGACGAGAGGAACUGCUCAGACAUAAACGAAUGUAAGGAGCACAGCAUGGCCUGCGAUCCGGACAAGCAAUGUUUCAACAAGUUAGGCGGGCACGAAUGCAUCGAGCUAUCCUGUCCUCCCAAAUACUUCUUCGAUCCCAGUUCAAAAUUCUGCAUGUUAAACUGCGACGAAUGUUCAAGCCCCCACACCUUACAAUUCCACCUAAUCUCACUGCCACUCAACUUCGCAAACGGCUCGGGCAUAAUAAGAUUGACGGUCAACAAUCAAGAUGGCCUGCGUUUGGGGCUGACGUCAUUCAACAUCACCUCCAAAGAUACUGCAUCGCGUCAUUUUAACAUCAGAGUUGAGAACGGUGUUGGAGUGGUGUACAGUAAGCAGACGUUGAUGGAACCCAGGGAAUAUAAACUAAAAGUCGAAUCAAAAUCCAUCGAUCCCAUGUUCCCUGAUGUCAAAUUCCAAACUAGAUUCACACUAUUCAUUCAUGUAUCUAAAUAUACUUUUAGUUGA
This is a messenger RNA of Helobdella robusta, 3735 nucleotides long. RefSeq lists its product as hypothetical. Gene Ontology annotation, molecular function: calcium ion binding. The transcript has 25 exons. The annotation marks the transcript as partial. NCBI's taxonomy places the organism in Eukaryota, Metazoa, Annelida, Clitellata, Rhynchobdellida, Glossiphoniidae. The record is from RefSeq and is a predicted model, not a curated record.